This is a messenger RNA of Mercurialis annua (annual mercury), 2072 nucleotides long. Its product is annotated as 3-ketoacyl-CoA synthase 4-like. The transcript has a single exon. Gene Ontology annotation, cellular component: membrane. Gene Ontology annotation, biological process: fatty acid biosynthetic process. The coding region runs from base 72 to 1562 and encodes 496 amino acids. The record is from RefSeq and is a predicted model, not a curated record. Gene Ontology annotation, molecular function: acyltransferase activity, transferring groups other than amino-acyl groups. Lineage: Eukaryota; Viridiplantae; Streptophyta; Magnoliopsida; Malpighiales; Euphorbiaceae.
CCCAAGAUACAGUUGCUCUUCCCUCUAUAUUUUUCAUAUUCGUAUCUUCAAUUAAGCCAUUCAAUUCUUCCAUGGACAACGGUACUAAAAUAAAUGUACCAAAUGUCUCGCAGAGCAUUAAUGUCAAAUAUCUUAAACUUCUCUACCAUCAUCUAAUCUCAAAUCUAUUAACCCUAACUUCUAUUCCUUUAAUUAUAGUUGCAUCCAUGGAAGCUUCGAAGAUGAACGUUGACGAUUUCAAUCGUCUGGGGAGCUUCCUACAGAAUAAUCUCAUCGCCGUCGCCUUCGGCUGUACUUUUCUCAUUUUCAGCCUCAUCGUUUAUUUUCUGAUCAGACCCAGACCGAUCUACUUGAUUGAUUUCUCUUGCUAUCGCGCUCCUGAUGAACACAAAGCUCCCAAGUCAAUGUUCAUGGAGCACUGCAGACAAUUCGGAAUUUUCGAGGAGUCUUCACUAGAUUUCCAGGAAAAGAUUUUGGAACGUUCCGGUAUGGGAGACGAAACGUAUCUUCCAGAAGCCGUCGGUUAUAUUCCUCCCCGGCCGACGAUUGCCCUUGCCAGAGAAGAAGCUGAGAUGGUUAUGUUUGGUGCUUUAGAUAAUCUGUUUGCUAAUACUAAUCUUAACCCUAAAAAUAUCGAUAUUCUUAUUGUGAACUGUGCUUUAUUUAACCCAGCUCCGUCGCUGUCUGCUAUGAUCGUAAAUAAGUAUAAGUUAAGGACCGAUAUCGUAACUUUCAACUUGGGUGGUAUGGGCUGCAGCGCCGGAGUUAUCGCCGUCGGGCUUGCGAAAGAUUUGCUGCAAGUUUACCGGAACUGUAAUGCAGUUGUGGUUAGCACAGAGAUUAUAACGUUAAAUUGGUAUAAAGGAAAUGAAAAAUCCAUGUUGAUUUCUAACUGUAUUUUUAGGGUUGGAGGAGCUGCAAUGCUUCUUUCUAACAAAUCUAGCGAUAAACGACGUGCGAAGUAUAAGCUUCUUCAUGUCGUCAGAACGCAUUUCGGCUCUGACGACAAGGCGUUUAAUGCUCUCCGGCAACAGCAAGACGGUGAAGGAAACGUCGGCGUUUUGUUAACGAGAGAUGUUAGCCCUAUUUGUGGUAAGGCUUUAAAAGUUAAUAUCACUAAGUUGGGUCCUUUGGUGUUACCGAUUAGCGAGCAGCUUCUCUACUUAGCAACUCUUAUGGUUAACAAGCUGUUUAAAGCGAAGAUGAAGCCGUACGUGCCGGAUUUCAAGUCGGCGUUCGACCAUUUCUGUAUACACGCCGGAGGAAGAGCGAUAAUUGACGAGCUAGAGCAGAAUUUGAAGCUUUCACCAGAAGACGUGGAGGCGUCCAGGAUGACUCUUCAUCGAUUCGGAAAUACUUCGUCAAGUUCGAUUUGGUAUGAGUUAGGGUACAUUGAAUCGAAGAAGAAGAUGAGAAAAGGAAACCGUGUGUGGCAAAUCGGCCUCGGCGGUGGCUUCAAAUGUAAUAGUGCAGUAUGGGUGGCGCUUCGAGACAUUAAACCCGCACUUAAUUGUGCCUGGAAGGACUGCAUAGAUAAGUAUCCAGUCAAUCUCGAUGAUUAAUUAGUAUUUGAAUUAGCUACUAUCACCCUUGAGUUUAUAUGAAAAUUAUUUUCUUUUUCAAAAUUUUAAAAAAAAUUAUUGUUUCCCCUAACACUAUAUUUCCAUUUAACUAAAAUCCCAUUAAAAAAUAUGGGAUUUCAGUUCUCUAAUAUGAUCUCAAAGUCAGAAAAACUUUGGUUUUUUAAAAUUUAAGGGAGAGACAAUAGUUUCAUAUAAUUUCAGGGGUGCGAUAGCAAUUUAUGGCAGUUGUUAAGUUUGUGAGAAUCACUUGGAUUACAGAGCAUGCAAUAUAGCUAGGCACCAGUGGCAGUCAUGAGCAAGCUAAUUAAGCUGAAGGCAUAGUGCAAUUAGUUGUUUUUGCUUGUUAAUUAUUGAUCCUUUUAGCCUAUUAUGUUAUGUAUUUUGUGUGAUUAAGACACUUAAUUUAUGUUCAGUGUGCUUCUUGUUCCAGUACAACAAUGUAUACCUUUACUUUUUGGUCAAUAAAAACAUAUCAAUGUUAUUAUGUUA